Molecule: messenger RNA, 3531 nt
Organism: Saccharomycodes ludwigii
Lineage: Eukaryota; Fungi; Ascomycota; Saccharomycetes; Saccharomycodales; Saccharomycodaceae
Gene: TFC3
Product: transcription factor TFIIIC subunit TFC3
Exons: 1
Coding region: 1-3531 (1176 amino acids)
Biological process (GO): 5S class rRNA transcription by RNA polymerase III; transcription initiation at RNA polymerase III promoter
Cellular component (GO): transcription factor TFIIIC complex
Molecular function (GO): DNA binding
Source: RefSeq, a predicted model, not a curated record
AUGUGUUUAGCGCCGGAUGAGUUGCUGUCUCAGAUUAGUCAAGAGAUCGCUUAUCAUAAGGGGAAAGUAAAUUUGGAAACUUUUUGGAAUAUAACAAAACAAUUCAUUGACAUUAGUGAUAUUAGUAUUAAGGAUUUUGUGUUGAGAAACCUAUUGGCGGAUGAUGACAUCCAAUUCCUAUUUAAUGGCAGUCAACUAGAUCACAAAGAUGAACUUACUUAUUUUAAUUUAAACCAAGAGGAAUUGCAUAACUACGAAAUUAAACUAAGCGAUGAUAAAUUAUGGUUAUUGUUGACCAAUUAUACAUCCAAAGAUUCAAACAUUGGUGGAAUGGCUUUUGAGUUACUUUUAGAAAUUGCUAAGAAUAAGGAAAAAGGCAUUAACACUUUAACCCUUCAACGUAACACUAAGCAGGAUUCUAGAAGUUUUACGGGCAGAUUAAAUAAGUUAGGAUCCUUGAUUAUUUCUGAACCUUGCAUUUUUAAAGGUCAUGUCACUAAACAUUUGGUAUAUUACAAGUUUAAUAACACUGUUCGUGAGAAAAAGACAAAAAUUGUUGGAAGUGGGGACUAUAUUGACUGGAAGCGAUUCUUACCAAUUAUUGUAGAAACCGUUAAAAACUCCAAAAAUCAACUAAGACAAGUUCUAGAUUUGAGAAGAGAAUUGAAAUUUGACAAGGAAAGAAAAGUUAAGAGGAGGUUCCAAUCAGGUAUUACUUGGUUAGUGGAUAAUGGAUACUUAAAAAAGGUGUUUGUUUUAUCGCCAAUAAACAAUACUGUGAAAAUUGUUUGUGUUCAAUAUAUAAGGGAUUUAAAAUCAGAAGAGCAGGCCCUAACCAAUUUUGAUGAAAGCGAGAAUGAGGAAGAAGAAAAUGAUGAUGAUGAUGAUGAUGAUGAGGACAAAAUGCGUGAUGAAGAUGAAGAUACUAACGGGGCGGGUGAAGACGAAGAGGAACGUGCUGCAAAUCUAGCAGCUAAUCAAAACAUUUUACAAGCACCUUCUUUGAUUAUAGAAGAUGCACAAGAAAUAAAUGGUAAAAAAAAACAAUUUUUGGUAAAUAGAUUUCAUCCGUUACAAACAAUAACAAAUUCUUAUAUUUCACAGUUUGGUAAAGAAGGUGCUACUUCUAUGCAGACUAUAGAUAAUAUUUGUGGGAAUGAUUACAAAAGACCUUUCACUAGAUCGAUUGAAUUUUUCGCUGAUGCACCCAGUGUUUUGGACAACACACCAUAUAAUGGAUUCAGGUUGAUAAAAGUUUAUGAUUUUGAGGGGAAAAGAAAACACCACCGUUUUUUUACGGAGGAUAGUUAUUUGGCAUUGACCUCUCAGAAAAAAAAGAAACGAGGGCCUUUAUUUGAGCCCAUAAUUGAACAGCAACUAACAUUAAAGGAUUUGGAAGAGAAAAACUUAUCUGUUUUCCCCGACAUUCUAGGUGCCACUACGUUACCUAGUGGGGAAGAACAUUAUAUUUGGUAUAACGAUUUAAAUACGAAUGUGAAAAAGGAAGUGAAGAAAAGAACACAUAUUAUGGUUGAAGGUCCAAAAGCAUCUCGUCUAAAAGAGAAAAGAGCGAAAAUUAAACCGGAAAGGCCAUUACCUUCCACAGUUCAUCCUAGAACUCCAGGAGCAAUUGAGGUUAAUGGAUUUUCAGGGACAACUUUGAAAUCUUUACAGCGUCAAAGAGCAAUUAUGCAAUUGUUGAUGAAAAACAAAGGUGUUUUAGUUUACAGGGAUAGUAUUUUGGAGGAUGUUGCUAGGACCGUUGGCUUGAAAACAGUUUUGGACAGGAAAACAUUUUAUAGAGACAUUGAAGAUCUCCGGAAAUGUGGGAAGUUGCGUGUUCGGGAAAAUGGUUUUAAUGGUAAAAGUGUAUAUUUUGGAGCUGAAAUUAGUGAUGCGGAUAUCGACAAUUAUUUAGGCUCUUACAAAGAAUCUAAAAAGAAAACAAAGGUCUUAGAAGUUAUUAAAAGCUCGGAGCUAUAUUUUUAUGACAAGCGAGAAAAGGAUAAGUUCAACAGGGUUCCGAAAUCAGUCAAGAGAGUUGAAGAAUAUCAAGUUAGACAUAAUGAAGCAAAAUUAAAGAGAAUGGGCAAUAAAAAGUCCAGAUCAAGAUCUAGGAAAGUUGUUGCUGGCAAACCAACUAAAUCUAUUGCAGAUAUACAUGGAGAAAAAGAAGACGAAUCGACUGCGGAACAAAUAAUUUCGAACAAAGUGUCAAGGAAGACCAAAAAAGAGCCAUACACCGCGUCAUCUGUUCGGAACCUGAACUCUAAAGACGGUAUUGACUGUUUGAUGAAAUGUACUAUGAUUUCCAAGAGUUUGAAAGGACAGGUUUUAUGGACUGAAAUACAGAAAAUAUUUCCCAAAAAUUCACUUGCAAUUUUGAAAAAGCAAUAUAUUAAAAAAAGGACAAAGCUUGGACAUGACUAUAUAAAGUCAGAAAUCGCCAAGUGGAAAAGGAUCAUGGUUAAUGCAGUUCAGCAGGGUUUAGGUACUUUAGAAGACGCAGAAAAGUUUAAUUUGGCCAAGUUACUCUAUAUAUGGAAAACUCAUGAAAGCACCCAAAAAAAUAAACCAUUGAAAUUGUUCAAGGUUUACGAGAAGAAUUUUGAAACAUAUACCCUAGUAGAUAAAUAUACUUUUGAAUUUAAUGAUAAUGCAAUAACGAAAUCUUCGAUGGUACAACGACAAAAGCACAUAUUGAGGAAAACGUAUACGGUAGCUUCCAGGCUGAAACAAGAAGACACACCAGGCACUGAUGAGAUAAAAUCCAUAAUCAAGUCUGUAUUAAUUUCUGAUGAUGAAAUAGACACGAAUACUGUUGCUUUGUUGAAGGCAUAUCAAAAGGAUGACAUUGAUAAGGCAAUGAUUAGUAUGGCCAAAGAGAAGCAAUUGUCAUUUAUUGGAGCAUCUAAAUUACAGCUAACGGAUGUAUUCUUUGAUUUUAUGGUUAGCAAGGGAAGAUUGGAUUUUUUUGAAGGAUCAGCAUCGUUUGCCAGGAAGUUGAAUGAAAUUCUGUCUAACAACAAGGGGUGGAUACUCUCUGAAGAACCAAGUGGUUUUGCAAUGUAUAUUUAUUUGGGAAUGUUAGAAGCUUUGGAUCUUAAUGUUAUCAAUAUACCUGUAAACCAAAAAGAAGAGAAAUUUUACUAUGCUUCCAGAAGAUUUGAAACCGGUUCACUAAUUUCGCCGUUAUUACUUUUUCAAAAAAAGCAUUUAAAACAUUUUGGUAACCAAACUUGGAAAGUUCCUAUACCUUCUGGGCCUCCGUUUUCAAAACUUUGGAUUGAUAAAAAAGGCAAUAUAAGGGAUAAUAUUUGGAAAAAUAUGUUGGGUAUAGUUCUCUGGAAUGUAUUGUUUUAUCCAGGCAUUGAUGUAGGAGGUUUAUCUGAAAGGUGUUCGAAGGUGCUAUCUAGAAAAGAAAUAGAGAAUAUUGUAGAAUGGCUUGAAUCGAAUGAAGUUAUAGCUGUUGGAAAUUUAGAUGCUAUUAUGAUGAACCCCGGCUUUGCAGAACUUCAAAUGUUUGUCUAA